Cannabis sativa is the source of this 3522-nucleotide messenger RNA. Its product is annotated as pentatricopeptide repeat-containing protein At4g02750. The transcript has 3 exons. Gene Ontology annotation, molecular function: zinc ion binding; RNA binding; protein binding. NCBI's taxonomy places the organism in Eukaryota, Viridiplantae, Streptophyta, Magnoliopsida, Rosales, Cannabaceae. Bases 406 to 3162 code for a protein of 918 amino acids. Gene Ontology annotation, biological process: RNA modification. The record is from RefSeq and is a predicted model, not a curated record.
UCGUGCGAUUAUGAUGAGUGGCCUCAGCCUCAGAGCCGCAACAGUGAGACCUCACCCCAACUACCUCCUCAGACAGUUUCUUCUCCAUUCUCCAUUCUCAAGCUCCAUCUCCUUUUCUCCUUAUCUCCAACAGCUCACGCAGCCACCACCGUAACCUCCAUUGGAUGUUUCAUAAAAUGAUUCAAAGAAUGACGUUGGUUGAAUAUAUAUUUACAUAUAUUUGAACCCCCUGCCCUGGUUCUAGAGAUUUGGCUGGCUGAGUAUGAGCUAUCCAGAGGAUGCAGUUAUGUCUAAGUACUGCUGUGGUGCCCCUUCUUUCCCUUCUGAGCAGUGAGGUGUUUAUCACAUUAAAAGACAAAUUGACGUUUACCAGACAAACUGAGUUAUAUCCUUCCACAAUGAUCAAUGAUACAACGUCGUUUCAAUUUUAUUCGAUCAUUCUCUGGCUCUUCUGUACCAGUGCAAGGACCCUCUACGACUCCGAGCACAACCAAUAUUGUCCAAUGCAACCACAAGAUUCAACAACUUACUCAAUUCGGCCGAGUUGCCGAGGCAUGUCAAGUGUUCAACUCAAUGUGUCAACGAGACCCAAUUUCUUGGAACUCCAUGAUUUCUGGGUUCACUCAGUAUGGGUUGUUGCAUGAAGCUCAAACAUUCUUUAAUGCAUUCCAAGGCAAGAAUGUUAGAACUUGGACCAUUUUGUUGAGUGGGUAUGCGAAACAUGGGAUGUUGGACAAAGCUAGAAUGGUGUUUGAAUCAAUGCCCGAGCGUAAUGUUGUUUCUUGGAAUGCUAUGAUUAGUGGGUAUAUCCAAAAUGGUCACUUGAAACAAGCUAGAGAGUUGUUCGAUCAAAUGCCCGAGAGAAACAUUGCAUCAUGGAAUUCUAUGAUUACUGGAUAUUGUCACAGUGGCAUUAUGAGUGUAGCUCGUGAGCUCUUUGACCAAAUGAAGGAAAGGAGUUGUGUUUCUUGGAUGGCUGUCAUUUCUGGGUAUGUUGCGAUAAAUGAUUUUCUCGAGGCAUGGACUGUCUCUCUGAUGAUGUUGAGGAGCGGAAUGGUGCCAGACCAGGGUCUUUUUGUUGUCGUUUUAUCAGCAGCCAUAGGGUUGAACAAGUUCAGACUAGUUGAAAGUUUGAGAACAACGUCGACAAAGAUGGGAUAUGAAGGGCAUGUGUUUGUGGGGACAUCUAUUUUGAAUGCUUACUCAAGGAAUGGGAGCUUAGAUCAUGCCGUGAAGUUUUUUGAGACAAUGCCGGAAAGGAACGACUACUCGUGGACCACAAUGAUUGCAGUACUUUCACAGUGUGGCAGGUUAGAUGAUGCUAUAUCACUAUAUGAUAGAGCUACUGAGAAGGGAGUUGCUACAAGGACGGCAAUGAUGACUGCCUAUGCUCAGCAUGGAAAGCUUUCUAAAGCCAGACAAAUAUUUGAUGAAAUUCCAAAUCCAAAUGUGGUAACGUGGAAUGCUAUGGUUGCUGCCUAUGCUCAAAAUGGAAUGCUUGAAGAAGCAAAAACUAUGUUUUCUAGAAUCCCUCUCCGGAAUUCAGCUUCUUGGGCAGCCAUGAUUUCUGGGCUUGUACAGAGUGGACAAAGCACAGAAGCUCUAAAGCUGUUUGCCGAGCUUCAUAGAUCAGGAACUUCCAUUAAUCAUUCGAGUUUCACGAGUGCUCUCUUUGCUUGUGCAAAUGCGGGAGAUGAAGGCAUUGGUCAACAGAUUCACUCACUCACCAUCAAAACAAGGUGUCAUUCUAAUUCCUUCAUUGGAAAUGGGUUGAUCUCCAUGUAUGCAAAGUGCAAAAACAUAGAGGACACAUCACAAGAUUUCAGUAUAAUGAGAGUGACAGACUGCGCAUCUAGAAACCCAGUAAUUAGAGGUCUUUCAGACUUUCAUAUAUUGCAGGAAGCUCGAAAAGUUUUUGAUAAUAUGCCUAUAAGGGAUGUGGUGUCUUGGACUGCUAUCAUAUCAGCUUAUGAACAAGCUGGCCAAGUAGAUACUGCCUUAAAAUUGUUCCUUGAAAUGUUGGCUAUUGGAAUGAAACCAAAUGCAUUAACAGUUACUAGUGUCCUUAGUGCUUGUGGGUGCCAUGGAGCGACAAGGCUUGGGGAACAAAUCCAUGUCCUGAUACACAAACUUGGAUUGAAUUCAUAUUUGUUUUUGUGUAAUGCCUUGUUGACAAUGUACUUCAAGUGUGGGAGUUUAGAUGGUCUUCGCAUCUUUGAAAAGAUGCCAGACAGAGACAUUGUUACAUGGAAUGCUGUUUUAGCUGGUUGUGCACAAAAUGGAUUAGGUAAAGAAGCUGUUAGGAUUUUCGAACAAAUGCAAGCUAAUGGGGUUUCACCAAAUGAAAUCAGUUUUUUGGGGAUUUUAUGUGCUUGCAGCCAUGCAGGAUUAGUGGAAAAUGGAUGGUUGUAUUUCAACUCCAUGGAACAAGAUUACGCCAUUACCCCCUCAGUUCAUCACUAUACCUGUAUGGUUGACCUCCUUGGCAGAGUAGGACGGCUUAAUGAUGCUGCAUCUCUCGUCGAAAACAUGCCUUUGGAACCAGAUUCUGCAAUUUGGAAGGCACUUCUUGGUGCUUGUUCGAUCCAUCGUGACAACAAACUUGGCCAGAAAGUUGCUGAAAAGCUUUUGAAAAUGGGGAAGCAAAGAUCUGGGACCUAUGUUUUGUUAUCGAAUAUGUAUGCGUCUCAAGGUAUGUGGGAGAAAGUACAAGAAAUAAGAGAACUGAUGAAACACAGGGGAGUUACCAAAGAACCUGCAGUUAGCUGGGUUCAGAUCAAGAAUAAGGUGCACUAUUUUCAAAUAGGGGAUAAGAGACAUGAUGAGAUUGAAGAGAUAAACUCAAAACUAAAGGACUUGUACAGAAACUUCAAAGCAACAGGUUAUGUGCCAGACACAAAUUUUGUUCUACACGACGUGGAGGAGGAGCAGAAGCAGGAUGAGCUUCUUCACCACAGUGAGAAAUUAGCAGUUGUUUAUGGGAUCAUGCGUACGCCCAGUGGGAGUCCAAUUCAGAUUCUGAAGAACCUCAGAAUCUGUGGAGACUGUCACUCUUUUAUGAAAUUUGUCUCCCAAAUCAACCAGCGGAAGAUCAUCAUUCGAGAUGGAAACAGAUUCCACCACUUUCAAGAUGGUUUCUGUUCUUGUGGGGAUCAUUGGUGAUCAUGUUUCAACCAUAGAAAUCUUAUCCAUUUUUUCAUGGGAUCACUGGAAUUUGUAAAAAUUUGAAAACAACAAAAAUAAAUAGAUCACUUAUUAGAUGACCACUAUAUGAUAAUCACAUACACAGUACUUAGCUAUAAAUUAAGCACUACGAAAUUUCAAUUUAGUUUCAAUCUUCAAUCAUCAUUCAUCUCCAAGGGACUGAAUAGAAACAACCACCAGUGAAAAGAGAGAUUUGAACCUUCCUACUGUUAGUUAUCCUAUGAUUAUAAAUGUUCAGUUUGCUUGCUUUCGUUAUCAUUUUGUAUUAUCCUUUUAUUGUAUGGCUUUCUAAAUCAUUCUAUGAACACAUCAAAUAAA